Chroicocephalus ridibundus (black-headed gull) is the source of this 3749-nucleotide messenger RNA. It is a transcript of the gene FBXL20, whose product is annotated as F-box and leucine rich repeat protein 20. Gene Ontology annotation, molecular function: protein binding. Gene Ontology annotation, cellular component: cytoplasm. The transcript has 15 exons. The coding region runs from base 104 to 1414 and encodes 436 amino acids. Lineage: Eukaryota; Metazoa; Chordata; Aves; Charadriiformes; Laridae. The record is from RefSeq and is a predicted model, not a curated record.
CCGGAGGAGACGCGGCGGCGGCGGGCGGAGGCCGCGGAGCCCCGGCACCCCCUGCCUUCCUCCCUCCUUCCCUCCUCCUUUUCCUCCUCCUGCCGGCCCCGCCAUGCGGAGGGAGAUGAACGGGGUCACUAAGAGCCGCUUUGAGAUGUUCUCAAACAAUGAUGAAGCUGCGAUCAACAAAAAACUUCCAAAAGAGCUGCUGCUUCGAAUUUUCUCUUUCCUGGAUGUGGUCACUCUGUGUCGUUGCGCUCAAGUUUCGCGGGCAUGGAAUGUUCUGGCCCUGGAUGGCAGUAACUGGCAGCGAAUUGACCUGUUUGAUUUCCAGAGGGAUAUUGAGGGCCGAGUAGUUGAGAAUAUCUCUAAAAGAUGUGGGGGUUUCUUGCGGAAAUUAAGCCUGCGUGGCUGUCUAGGGGUCGGAGACAAUGCGUUAAGGACAUUUGCACAGAACUGCAGAAAUAUUGAGGUAUUGAACCUAAAUGGCUGUACCAAGAUCACGGAUGCUACGUGUACCAGCCUCAGUAAGUUCUGCUCGAAACUCAGGCACCUUGAUUUGGCUUCCUGCACGUCCAUAACCAACCUGUCUCUGAAAGCACUGAGCGAGGGAUGCCCACUGCUGGAGCAGCUGAAUAUCUCCUGGUGCGACCAAGUGACUAAGGAUGGCAUCCAGGCGCUGGUGAGAGGCUGUGGGGGACUCAAAGCCCUGUUUCUGAAGGGCUGCACGCAGCUUGAGGAUGAAGCUCUGAAAUACAUCGGUGCACAUUGUCCCGAGCUGGUGACUUUAAACCUUCAGACAUGCUUACAAAUAACAGAUGAUGGUCUCAUUACAAUAUGCAGAGGAUGCCACAAGUUACAAUCCUUGUGUGCUUCAGGCUGCUCUAACAUUACAGAUGCCAUCCUGAACGCCCUGGGACAGAACUGCCCGCGGCUUAGAAUAUUAGAAGUUGCAAGGUGUUCUCAACUAACAGAUGUGGGCUUUACCACUCUAGCUAGGAACUGCCAUGAGCUUGAAAAAAUGGACCUGGAAGAGUGCGUCCAGAUAACAGACAGUACGCUAAUCCAGCUUUCCAUACACUGUCCGCGGCUUCAGGUUCUGAGUUUGUCCCACUGUGAGCUGAUCACGGACGAUGGGAUUCGUCACUUGGGCAACGGCGCCUGCGCGCACGACCGCUUGGAGGUGAUCGAGCUGGACAACUGCCCUUUGAUCACAGACGCCUCCCUGGAGCACCUGAAAAGCUGCCACAGCUUGGAGAGGAUAGAACUGUACGACUGUCAGCAAAUCACGCGGGCAGGGAUCAAGAGACUCAGGACCCAUUUACCCAAUAUUAAAGUCCAUGCCUACUUCGCGCCGGUGACUCCACCUCCGUCGGUCGGGGGCAGCAGACAACGCUUCUGCAGAUGUUGCAUCAUCCUAUGACACUGGAAGUGGUCGUCCUUGCAAACUGAGUAUUUAAUUACACUUGUAGAAUUACGGUGGACACCAGUAUCUUCAAGGAAAGCGAUACCAGUGUCAUUUGCCAGGGCCAGUGAGCAGGGCUGUGGUGCCAGGCCCCCUGUAGCCACCCAUACACACACAUAUACACCCCCCGCCUGUUCCAGCGAACUGACGAACUCGGCCGGACGGGAGCUGAAGCUGGGUUGGCUUUUUCUGUAGGUGGAUCGGUCUCAUUCUGACCCAUCCCUCCUGGGCAUGCUCAGCUGAAAUCCUUGCGGUAAGGAGCGGGGAGGAUUUUGCGACCCCGGAAUGACUGUUGCUGCUGUUGAGGUCGGAAUAGGAACCGCAGCCCUUUGAAGUGGGGAGAGGGGGAGAGGAAAGGAACAUGCUUUAACCCUGCAUCCCUUGUCCAGAAGAGGAAAAAACAAAACAAAAAAAAGCCUGAAAAUCCCAACAAAUUCUGCGUCUGUUUUUCAGUGAGGGGAAUGAAGCAGCAGCUGUUGUGAGACAUGAUUUACUUGUGCUUCUCCGCGUCCCGGUCCCUGCUGACCACCCUGAGCAUGCUCACAGUGGAGGUUCAUCUGCUGCUUCUGUGUUCCGUAGCGUCCAGCUCCGAGGCUUCCUCUGGAGCCUUGUGAUUUAGCUUCAAGGCUCUAAUGUCAGGCUCAGGUUUUGGUUUUUUACCCUCCCUACAUCCUGCCUUUUUUUUUUUCUUUUUUUUUUUUUUUCUUUUACAGAUUUCUAAUUCAGUAAUUUUGGGAGAUUGACCAAACCAAACUUACGAAUCGAUAACUUAAAUUUAAAAAACAAAAAACCAAACCAAAACCUUUUUAUCGUUAGAAGCUUGAGCCUGUAAUGACCUGUUCGGAAGACUUUUUUUUUUUUUUUUUUUUUUUUUAAAGGAAAGCGAGCUGCGCUGCAGGCUGGGCUCCCGUUGGCUUCGUGGCCUGUUUCUAUCCGCAGCUGGGUGUCCGAAUUUGUCUUGCGUUUCAGGUUUUAUCCCGGUGACGAGGAUAUAACUCUUGAUAUAGGGGGAAAAAGUUGUAGUCCCUGUUCCAGUGACUGUAAGUUCGCUGCUCCCCCUGUCCUUUCCCUCCGACCCUUCAUCCCGCCCCCCAGGAAAAGCAAAGUAGAAUCUUUUUGCUGGUUGCCCUGAUGGAGAAAUAACGGCUCGCUAUCGGGAGCGGGAGGAGCGGCGGGUCUGAAACACACCCUCGAUUGUUAUCGCACUGAGGUGCAAGCGCUGGGUGAUUUUUUUUAUUUUUUAUUUUUUUUUCCUUGCUGACUUUUGCCUCUUUGGCAGGUAAGUGUCUUGCCCCGGAGAAGGAACCACCGGAAUGCGGCGGGGGUUUGUUAUGUGCCGGUCCUUCCCGGUUGUGUUCACAGCGGCUGGUUUGGGGGCAUUUCGGGCAGGAUUAGCCCGGGUGCCACAGAGGAGCGCAGACGGCCCAGGCCGGCUCCCAGCUCAGCUCCUGGCUCCGGGCUCAGCUCCCGGCUCCCAGUUCCUUGGUGCUGGCAGUUCCAGAUGCCCGGUUUGAAACCUGUGAAGAGAUGGGCAGACGCCGAGGGUUUAAUGGGGCAGAACUUGCUCAGACUCUUUAACGGGCAUGUGGAAGACGAGCUGGCGUGUAAGCUAACUGCGCUCAUCCUUCUGCCUGCACCCGGGCUGGGAUGGAGCGCGCGUCCUUACGGAUGGCUCCCAACUGCCCGGGACCGGGAGAAGGGCCAGCAGCCGAGAAGCGAUGCUUCCCCUCCCUGCUGGGGCAGCUGGCGGUGGGGGAAGAGCGGGGUGCAGCAGGUGCAACGGCUGGUUUAGGCUCUGGUGGGGGGUUGUUUUAUUCCACUUUGAGGACAGGGUGUUGCUUCCCCCACUCUCCUACCGCCGGCCGAGCUCUCCAGGCAGGCAGACGGGUCGCUUAGUGCCACCGAAGCUCUAUCCACCCUCCCCGUCAUCUACAACUUCAGAUUUCACCAACCCAUCUGUAUAUGCUUAACGAAGUCUCGCGGACGCACAGGCUGCUGGGAGGAAAGCCAGCGCGCUGCGUUUAAAAGGAUACUGUCAAUUCCUGUCCUGUAGAAUGCUCUUUAAUCUGUGAUAUUUAUUCAAAUCCUCUUUAGCGCCGGGGAUUCUCUCUCUCUCCUGGCCGAGCAGGGUCCUGUACUUCGCUUCCAGAGCUCCUUUCUCCCACGUGCACGGUGGCAGAAGACGAUGGCGUGUCCCGGGGACGCAGAGGGGCUCGGGACACACACACACACAACACACACACACACACACACGAGCUGGGGCAGCACCCGCCGCUCGCAGCAUUUGCACAGC